Messenger RNA from Cannabis sativa, 3924 nucleotides. RefSeq names its product DNA mismatch repair protein MSH1, mitochondrial. Gene Ontology annotation, cellular component: nucleus. The transcript has 22 exons. Bases 209 to 3637 code for a protein of 1142 amino acids. The record is from RefSeq and is a predicted model, not a curated record. Gene Ontology annotation, molecular function: ATP-dependent DNA damage sensor activity; ATP binding; mismatched DNA binding. Gene Ontology annotation, biological process: mismatch repair. Lineage: Eukaryota; Viridiplantae; Streptophyta; Magnoliopsida; Rosales; Cannabaceae.
GUACAAAGCACACGAGUGAGGAGUAAAUUGUCUUUUUCUUCUCUUUUGUCUAGCUCUGACUCUGGCUCUGGUUCUGGCGGGAAGAGAGGUUAGCAUCAACUUAGCACAGAGCUCAGAAGAAGAAACUCAUAAACCCUAGACAAACCUUGCUCUGCUCAACAACAUAUUCUCCAUCCAUGUGAAUCAAUCUCCUCGAUUCAUCAACAACAUGUAUUGGAUGGCCACGCGAAACGUCGUCGUUUCUUCUCCUCGUUGGCGCUCGCUCGCUCUGCUUCUUCGUUUUCAUCCUUCUCGUUACAGCUCCUUCACUCCCUCCCCAGUCGCCCUAAGAGCAUUUGGGAAGAUUUCUUGUUUCAAAGAUCAAAAGGUUUUGAGACGAGGUGCAAGAACCGUGAAGAAAGUUAAGCCUUUGGACAGUGUUCUGAGUGAAAAGGAGCUUUCUAAUAUACUUUGGUGGAAGGAGAGGAUGGAAGAUUGCAGAAAGCCUUCAACUGUUCAGCUAAUUAAAAGGCUUGAGUAUUCCAAUUUGCUAGGCUUGGAUGUUAGCUUGAAAAAUGGGAAUUUGAAAGAGGGGUCACUCAACUGGGAGAUCUUGCAGUUCAAGUCAAAGUUUCCACGUGAGGUUUUGCUCUGCAGAGUUGGUGAAUUCUAUGAAGCACUCGGGAUAGAUGCCUGUGUCUUGGUUGAAUAUGCUGGUUUGAAUCCUUUUGGAGGUCUUCGUUCAGAUAGUAUUCCAAGAGCUGGUUGCCCUGUUGUGAACCUGCGACAAACAUUGGAUGACCUGACACGUAAUGGGUAUUCAGUGUGCAUAGUUGAAGAAGUUCAGGGUCCAGCAAAUGCUCGUUCUCGGAAAAAUCGUUUCAUAUCUGGGCAUGCACAUCCUGGUAGUCCCUAUGUCUUUGGACUAGUUGGUCUUGAUCAUGAUCUUGACUUUCCGGAACCAAUGCCUGUUGUUGGUAUAUCUCGUUCUGCCAGAGGAUAUUGCAUAAAUUUAGUAUUAGAGACUAUGAAAACAUACUCAUCUGAAGAUGGUUUGACUGAGGAGGCCUUGGUUACCAAGCUUCGUACGUGUCGGUGCCAUCAUUUAUUUCUGCACACAUCAUUGAGGCACAAUUCAUCAGGCACUUGUCGUUGGGGAGAAUAUGGUGAGGGAGGCCUACUAUGGGGAGAAUGUGUUGCUAGACAUUUUGAAUGGUUUGAUGGCAAUCCUGUGACUGACCUCUUGUCUAAGGUGAAGGAACUUUAUGGUCUUGAUGAUGAAGUUACAUUUAGGAAUGUCACUAUUUCUUCGGAAAAUAGGCCCCGGCCUUUGACCCUUGGAACAGCAACUCAGAUUGGUGCCAUUCCGACCGAGGGAAUACCUUGUUUGUUGAAGGUGUUACUUCCAUCAAAUUGUACAGGUCUACCACUGAUUUAUGUUAGAGAUCUUCUUCUCAAUCCUCCUGCAUAUGACAUUGCAUUCACUAUUCAAGCAACUUGCAAACUUAUGAGCACUGUCACCUGCUCAAUUCCUGAGUUCACUUGUGUUUCACCUGCAAAGCUUGUGAAGCUACUUGAAUUAAGGGAGGCCAAUCAUAUCGAGUUCUGUAGGAUUAAAAACGUAGUUGAUGAAGUAUUGCACAUGCACAAAAAUUCAGAGCUCAAUGAAAUCUUAAAGUUGUUGAUGGAUCCUACAUGGGUGGCCACCGGAUUGAAAAUUGACUUUGAAACAUUAAUUGAUAAUUGUAAAUGGGCUUCGGAUAAGAUUGGUGAAAUGAUCACUUUAGAUGGCGAAAUGGAUCACAAUGAAGGCUACUCUUCUGUUGUUCCUAAUGAUUUCUUUGAGGACAUGGAGUCCUCAUGGAAAUGUCGUGUCAAGAGGAUCCAUAUAGAGGAGGAAUUUGCGGAAGUGGAAAGGGCUGCUGAGGCUUUAAUUCUAGCUGUUACUGAAGCUUUCAUGCCCAUCAUUACAAGAAUAAAGGCUACCACAGCCCCACUUGGUGGCCCAAAGGGGGAAAUAUUAUAUGCUAGGGAGCAUGAGGCUGUUUGGUUUAAGGGUAAACGGUUUUCGCCUGCUAUAUGGGCUGGUACCCCUGGGGAGGAACAGAUUAAAAAUCUUAAACCAGCUUUAGAUUCCAAAGGCAGAAAGGUUGGAGAAGAGUGGUUUACUACAAUAAGGGUUGAGGAUGCUUUAACAAGGUACCACGAAGCAGGUGCCAAGGCUAAAGCAAGGGUCUUGGAAUUGUUGAGGACACUUUCUUCUGAAUUGCAAGCAAAAACCAAUAUUCUAGUGUUUUCUUCGAUGCUUCUAGUUAUAGCAAAGGCAUUAUUUUCUCAUGUGAGUGAAGGCAGAAGAAGGCAGUGGGUUUUUCCAAUGCUUAUCGAGUCCUCUAAAUCUAAGGAUGUAGAAUCUUUCAAUGGAACAGAUGGGAUGAAACUAGUUGGUCUAUCACCAUACUGGUUUGAGGUUGCAGAAGGUAGUGCUGUAAAUAAUACUGUUGAUAUGCAGUCACUAUUUCUUUUGACUGGACCAAAUGGUGGGGGUAAAUCAAGUUUACUUCGAUCAAUUUGUGCUGCUGCAUUGCUUGGAACAUGUGGAUUCAUGGUGCCUGCAGAGUCAGCUUUAAUUCCUCAUUUUGAUUCAAUUAUGCUUCACAUGAAAUCUUACGAUAGUCCAGCUGAUGGAAAGAGUUCAUUUCAGGUGGAGAUGUCAGAGAUUCGAUCUAUUAUUGCUUCUACCAGUAAAAGAAGUCUCGUGCUUAUAGAUGAAAUUUGCCGAGGAACAGAAACAGCAAAGGGGACUUGUAUUGCCGGUAGCAUUGUUGAAACUCUUGAUAAAAUAGGUUGUCUUGGAAUUGUAUCCACUCAUUUGCACGGGAUAUUUAGUUUGCCACUCAAUGCAAAGAACACUGUGUUUAAAGCAAUGGGAUCUGUAAAUGUUAACGGCCAAACAAAACCGACUUGGAAAUUGCUAGACGGGAUUUGUAGAGAAAGCCUUGCAUUUGAGACAGCUAAGAGAGAAGGAAUUUCUGAAAGAAUAAUUCAAAGAGCUGAAGAGCUUUAUAAUUCAGUUUAUGCAGAAGAAGGGAUUCCAGGGGAAAAUGACACCGAAAUACAACACUUGUGUUCUUAUGAAAGUUUGAAUGGUUCUGACAGACCCGAUUUUCAAUCAAAUAACUCUGGAAGAAAAGAUUCUGAAAGGAGCAGGUCACUAAAUCAAAUGGAAGUCUUACAGAAGGAAGUUGAGACAAAUGUAAUUAUGAUAUGUCAAAAGAAGCUGAUAGAGCUCCACAAGAAAGAAAAGAUACCCGAACUUAGCGAAAUCCAUUGUGUUCCGGUUGGUCCUAGGGAACAACCACCUCCUUCUACUGUAGGUGCUUCUUGUGUCUAUGUGAUGCUCAGGCCUGAUAAAAAACUAUAUGUGGGACAGACCGAUGAUUUGGAGGGACGAAUCCGUACCCACCGCUCAAAGGACGGGAUGCAAAAGGCCAGAUUCCUUUAUUUCACAGUCCCGGGAAAGAGUCUAGCCUGCCAACUUGAGACCCUUCUCAUCAAUCAGCUUCCUAACCAAGGAUUAAAUCUCACUAAUAUUGCUGAUGGCAAACAUAGGAAUUUUGGUACUUCCACUCCUUCACCGGAGAGUAUCACUGUUUGUUAAAGAAAAACUCGUCAGACUCGUCACGCAUCUCCGAUUUCGGUUUAAUCUUUUCUACACUAAUCAGUGAAGACAGUGGAAUGGUUUGUGCUCUCCCUCCCAAAUUUAUGUAUAUGAUUGUAAUUUUUGCUGAAAAAAUGUGGCUCUAAUUUGAACAAGCAGUGGCUGCAGCAAUUUUGGUUUUUGUUAACUGUUGCUCCAUUGUUUCUGAUUCUCCAUUGUCAAACCUCAGUAGGUAGGUAGACAGAUUGAAAUUGUUUAGAUGUAUAUGUUAUGGAAUGUUAAUUAUA